AUGGACGACCUCGUCGUGACAGAAGAGCGGCGUUCUAGCAUCGAAAAGACACCCAUCCAGGUCGCAACCGACUCCGAUGCCUUCCAUCGACUUCCCGACGAGAUUAUCGAGCAAAUACUCCUCGCCGCUGAACCAAACGAUUUCGCAUCUCUGAUUCUCCUCAACAGCAAGUGGAGAGCAACAUCUCAACGCCCUCACCUUUAUACACAUCAAUUGGCACAAUGCCCGUCCUAUGCAACCUCACAUUCCCCGGUUCCCAUCGCCGUAGAUGAUAAUCUGCCCGCGCUUCGCCGCCUUUUUGCACGCGAGGUCAAACGAAAUCUAUUCGAAUCUUAUAUGCGCCCCAAACGGACCUUGAUAAAGUUGGUGUCCAAUUCAAUCAGCUCUUCAUCAUGUCCUGGUGGAGAGGGAAUGCAGUUUGCCUCUUCACCCAGAGGCCAGCACCUUCUGGCGUACAACUCGUCGAGAAUUUACGUCAUCGAUGUCUGCAGCCCAACAGUCAACGUUAAACGGGAGUUCAAGAUUCAUCGACGACCAGCUUCGGCCUGCAUUACUGAUGAUGCACAUACCCUUGCUGUGCUGUCGAGUGAGAUGCAGGUCGAUAUUUAUGAUUUGACCCAGUCGCCACCACAUCGAGAGCACUCCCUGAUUUUGGACAACAAACCACAGACAAUUGCAAUAUCCGCUUGCGGUGCCGUUCUUGCUGCUGCAUAUGAUGGAGGUAUUGAAGUGUCUUCGUUGAAAUCGUCCGCUCUGGCGACAGAAAAGAGAGCCGUCAAGUGUGACGCGGUUGAUGCCUUGGCCUUUUCACUCGACGGGACCCAGCUUCUGGGCACUACUGUAAACUCGUCUCCGCCGUGUACUGUUGUUCUGACAGCACCGUACUAUGACCCUGGUAGUCAGCUGUUGGAGGAAAAUUUGGGUGCCAUGUGGACUACCUCGAUCCUUUUUCCGAAUACGAGUCGUGACUGCAGUCAUGCCAUAUGGUUGCCCGAUGACGAACAUGGAGAGCCCGAGUGGACAUUCACCUAUGAUCGCAGCUUCGAAACCUUUCGUGCCGUACGCCUCGAUGAUCUCCGAAAUGGGACAACUUAUUUCACUGGCCCGAUUCCGAAUGCCAAGUUGCAGACAAAGCUGUUGCCAUGUACUCUGCCCGCCACCACCUCCCAGGGAGAGCUGGUUUCGGCAGGGUUCCAGGGCAACGAGGUUUGGAUUUAUGGCAUCCCCCAAGAUUUGGACGCUAUACCCGAAGCACCACCAGCAACUCGUGAUGUUACGUCGAAUUCGAACUCUCCAGGACUAGGCAGGCAUAAUAGUACCCAAAGCAGCUUGUCCCGUCGCACCUCGACACGCGGCCAAGAUGGUGCUGAAGCCGAACGGGUGCCUCAGUGGCAGGCUCUCUGCGACAAGCUGCGGAACAAUCUAGUAGCUGGAUUCAAGGUUACCGAAUUAAGUGGUGUUGGCAGUGUCAAGUGGGUUGGAAACUUUGGAGAGCAUUCCUCCCACGAACGGCUUGUGGCUACUGCCACAGGAGUCAUGGGUCCAAGACUAGUGACGGAUGAGGAGGACAUCGACUUUGUUGAUGGUGGACGUAUUGUUUUGCUGGACUUUGAUUACGGCCUCGUGAACGGGGAGACUGUAGAAAUUACGAUUGAAGUGGGAACAGACGGUGCCGAGCCACUGGCCGAGCAGCGACGUGAUUUGGAAACAGAGGUGGCCAUAGUCCGACGAAGAACCGUUGCCCAGAGGCGAGGAGGCAGUGCUGCUCUUCUCCGAGCAGCAACCACAGCAGCCGGACGAGAGCCCCUUCCUUGUCUAAUGCAACCUGGCAACAAGGCAGACGACAAUGACGAUGACGACCCGUUGGCCCCAAGGACUGUUGGACAACAUCCAAUCAACCGCCGAACCGCAGAACCGACUUCUCAGGUUGAGGAAGAAUUUGCAUCCAUGGAGGAGCAGGAGGCUCUUGAUGCACCCUAUGCGCACGCUAGCCCUCGGUCCGGUACAACCCUUCGUCGGGCAGCUACGGCCGCGGCCGUGAAUCGGCGACUGAAUCCUCGCACGGCGGAUGGCCGUCCUAUCGAGUAUCGUCGGGCAGACGGCCGUACCGAACAUCCUCACGAGAGUGAUGCCGACAACUGGGUGCCUCCUCCGCCUCCUUAUCAAAAAGAAGACCCUGGUGAUAUGCCUGUCUUUAUGCGCAGACCUCCGGUGGCGCCAAUGUCGGCUACGGACGACUUAUCAGAUGCGAAGAAAUUUCCACAUUCCGCAGGUGGUUCGACCAGCGAGACUCUCGAUAGCUCUUUAACGUUAGCCCUGGAGCAUCCGCCGAAUGCAACUAGGGAUGGGACUCCGUACAGGCGGACUCAUCAUCAGCAUAACCCAAGCGAGGCUACGAAUAUCGACAGAUUGCAGGUCUUGGAUGUACCUCGCCCGAGAUCUUCACCUUCUAUGCUAUCAGUUCAAGCAGACGACCUCUACGACGUGUCGCCGCCAGCUUCUCCACGCAUAUCGUCUGCGCAUCCUAGCGAGCCCGCGGCGCCUCAGGAUCAGAUGCCGUCACCUACGUCUCGUGGAAAUAGUUCAGCUGUAGCCUCUUUUGAUACGGCCCCAUCCCAGCAAUGGACUGAGUUUCCCGUAGCGACAUCAGUGGCUGGUCCCUUGAGUCCUGGCUCUAGCACUGGGCCUGGAGCUCGGCCCGGAGCGCCAAUAUUGGAACUGCAUAUCCCUUCAUCUGCGUCGAAUGUUGUUCCUGCCCCAGAAGCAGAGCCAGCUGUCAGGCGUCUGUCUAAUGCCCGAACGUGGCCUAAGCAACUUCAGCCAGGAACACAGUCAAACAUGGGCCCAUCACAGCAGUUUUCGGGGCAUCCCUACACUGCUCCGCCUUUGAACGCUACCUCAAACGAUUUUGCAGCGGGCUCUCUUCCGCCCGCGCCGAGUUCCUCUCAGAUUGCGAGCCUGAACAAGAGAAUAAGUCAGGGCAAUCCUCGCCGACUGUCGGGCAAUAUUUUGAAUCCGCAGCUCUGGAUGGGCAAUGGCCGCAGUAUGAAUGAGCCCCUUGGCUCACCGUCGCAGAACCAGCCCCCGCCCAUUUCUGCGGAAGAGGAAAGGUUUCAUGUUACAGAAUUUGAUCGACCUCUCAUCAUCAGUACACCAACCGGAGUUUCCGGAUUGCACGACCCGCCUGAGCGGCGAGGGUCUUCUGCACACGCAGAAACUCCUAUACUUGCUCCCAUUCCACGACGGCCACGACCUGCCAACUUCCCGAGAACGGGGGGGACUGCGCAGCAACUGGAGAAUAUUUACAAUAACCAGCCUGCUGCGGCCUCAUUGCCUCCUCAUAUGCGCUCAACUGCUAACGCCUUGCCCAUGUGGAUGAGAACCCCGUCAAACUCGUCGCGUAGAACGCCUAACAGCGUCAACAGACGCCGCAGCCGUGCGGAAAGAAGCGCAGCAAAGAAUAUGAAGGACGCCAAGAAGAAGGGGUGGAUGCCGAAGAAGAAGAAGAAAGAAUCCCUCUCAGAUAGUACCGGAUGGGUUGACAUACCCACUCCAUCGAAGCCGAAGGAGAGCAAAUGCGUCCUUAUGUGA
This is a messenger RNA of Metarhizium brunneum ARSEF 3297, 3591 nucleotides long. RefSeq lists its product as uncharacterized. Gene Ontology annotation, molecular function: protein binding. Lineage: Eukaryota; Fungi; Ascomycota; Sordariomycetes; Hypocreales; Clavicipitaceae. The record is from RefSeq and is a predicted model, not a curated record.